This is a messenger RNA of Caenorhabditis auriculariae, 2991 nucleotides long. The record is from the annotation of a GenBank genome assembly. Lineage: Eukaryota; Metazoa; Nematoda; Chromadorea; Rhabditida; Rhabditidae.
AUGACUCGGAAAGAAGGCCGCAAUUUGAGUGACAUGGCCGCCAUCCGUGGACCCGCGGUUUGCAGCAAAAUUAAGCCAUCGAUGAUUCUCACGCACCUUUUCCUCUGGCUAGAUUCCUUAAUUCGCCUUGGAGCGUACUUCACCAUGAACAUUCUGCAAUUUUUUGCUGUCCUGAGGUCGAAGGUCGGUUUUUCUUCAAUUUUUUUGGGGAACGUGGUUUGUUGGAAAAGUUUUUGAUCUGGGGUGCUGAACGAGGUGAUUCUACUCAAAAAUUUUCAAAAAUCCAGAAUUCGAAAAUUUUUUCGAAAGAAGUACUUCAUAAAAAAACUUUUUUUGAAUAGAAUUUGCUCAAAUGAAAAACCAGUUUUCCUCGAACAUGGAAUAGUUUAACGAAAGGUUCAGAUGAUUUUCAUCAGAAUCCACUCAAAUCUUUUUAGCUGAACUCUAAUGCUUUGUACAAAUCAAUUCAGCCGAACGUCGUUAAAUGGGCGACAAUAAAUGAACGCAGCUGAGCCCUAACUUGCCAAAUAGUUGUCUCAUCCAUUCGCACCAGAAAUAUCUUUUGCAGGAAGCUUUCAUCCACUUUUUUCUUCCUUUUUUUGCAUCCAAUUGAAACCUGGUCUUGACGGGACAUCCAGAUACAAGCCGUUUUGAAACAUUAAAGUCCACGAAGAAGUGACAACGAGCCAUGAUGACUUGACUGACAAUGGCCAUUCUUUGCCAUUCUUCUUGUUGCACAAUUUUGAUCACUCCGACAUAUUUCGUUAACGUUCUUUCGCUUCUUGGACUCACAAUAGUUGUCAGAAGCAGCAUCUCGUUAAUUUUUUCCUGAUUUCAAGGCGAUUCUACUCAGAAAGGCUUGUCAAACACUUCCUAUGUUGCAUUCAUCUUUGUUCGAAAUUGCAAGCUUAGAAAUCGUGCAGCAGUUUCACAAUUGGUUUCAGUGCAUUAGGAAUCUUUUUUUGCGUCUCACGCUUCUUGGCUCUAUUCUGAGUGUUAAUUUUUGCAAUUGAGGAUCGCACUAGAAAACUUUAAAACUUGUUGUUUACGAUUUUUUUCAAUGGAAAAGUAAUAUUUUUUCCGUUCUCUUUUCCUCGAUUUUUGUGUUGGCAGGUAAAGUUUAAAGUUCUUCAUUUAUCCCUCAAUUCUCAGGAAAUUUCCAGUUUUUUUAAUAUUGUAAAAGUUCAUAGGAUCAAAAAGCUCGAGAUCGCCAUCGUUAAAGAACCUUUUAUGAUAGAACUACUCGGAAUCAUAUUCCAAAAGUUUUUAUGAAGAUUUUACUCAAAAAAAAGGCUGCGCUAUGGUUUUCCCGCUUGUUUAUUAAAUAAUAAAUUUCAUUCUACAUUCUACUAGAAUUCCUAAUAAUCUUCCAGAUGAACAUGAUGCACGAGAAAGAGCUACAUCUCCAUCCGGCCGGUGUCUAUCCUCACGUCCGACGUGUUCCCUCUCCUUUGUGCUGUUUUCGGAUAAUGCACAUUAGAGUAAAUCCAUUUCUUUGUUGUUAAUUAUAAAUUUUGAUUCUCAGACCGGCACAAUAUGGAUCGCGUACUGCGAAAUCAUGUGGAUCGUUUCACAAUUAUCAUUUUGGACAGCCGAAUCCAUCGUCAGAGAAGCUUUCCCUCCACCCGUAAUUAUCAUUGGCUUCACUUUCACUAUUUUACAAGGAGGUCAGUUUCUAAGGGAGUUAAAAAUAACUCCGUUGGUGAAUCGAGGCGAAAAACUUUUUUUUACUGGAAAAAUUUUUAGUGGUCACUGUAGAGGCUCGCCAAGGACUAAUUGGAGAGGACACUAAAGUGGCCACUAAACCCACCUUAUAGUGGCCAUUAUUUUCCGUUUUAGUGGCCACUAUAAAGAUUCUCUAUUUAGUGGCCACUUCAGUAGUUUUUCAUCCAGUAUUUCUUCCAGUAACUCUGAUAAUUAAAAAAACAGAUUGGACCAGUUAUAUUGAUCUAUGACCCCUAAAGUGGCCACUAAAAUUCUUAGUGGUUUAGUAGUAGCCUUUUAGACCUCUACAGUGGGCACUAAUAUUCAACCCCUUAAGUGCCCACUAAUUUGACUAUUAUAGUGGCCACUGAAUCGUCAAUUCCAUGUAGUGGCCACUAAAAAUUUUCCUAUUACAUUCACCGGCUAGGUUUUGAAAAAAUAUUGGACAAAAAACCCUAAAACUCUCUCUUAGCAACCUUUUAGUAACUUUCGUUGUUUUUCAAGCUAUCCUGAGUGUUUUCAGUGUUCGUGGGCGCCUUGAUUCAAGGAGUUCGGAAAUUCCGCAUCUCCCUCAUCCAAGCUUACAUGCUCGCUGUGAUAGCGAGAAUCCUUCUUUAUCUCAUUUUUCUCACUAUAUUCGUCCUUUGUCAUUUUUAUCCAGGUUAGUCAUAAUUUUUUUCACCAAGUUACAUGUCGGAUGACUAUCUGCAGAAAAUCUUUGUGGAUUUAACUUCCGUAUAAUAAUGCAAAAUGAGAUGAUUUGGCAGAGAAAAACUGAAAUUGAGAAGGUCAAGAAAAAAAGAGAAUCAGGUGAAACAUGGUGACUUGAGCUUCAGAUUACGGUGAUUAAUGAAUAUGUGGAAAAAAUUCCUAGAAACGGAAUGGGCAAUAGGAAGUCGUGAAUUACAAGAAGUCGGAAAAAAGUUCAGAAGGACUUGAUAAAACGGAAAGACUGUGAAAAUAAAAAAUGGAAAUGACAAGAGAGAUUCAUAAGGGCUAGAAUCAUUUUAGCUAGGCUUACCCUACUUCUCAAAAAAAAAAUGAACUUUCAAAAAAUUUAGAAAUUUUUUGAGAAAAUUAAUCACAAUGACCCUUUUUCCAGAUUUCCUUCAAGACACCACAUUUUUCCGCCGUUUCGUAGAAAUCAAGCUGAGUUUCUUGAUAAUCUACACACUUCUAAAGGUCUACGCCUUACACGUGGCUCACAAAUGCUACUCCUACAUUUCGAGAACUCGUCGAGUUCUUUCGACUCCUUCUGUAGUACAGACUUCACCUUCAAAAUGGUGA